AUGGCUAUUCAUUACGUCGAACCGAAUGGCUCUGCGCCUAGUGUCUCUAGGCAUAGUACCCCGGAGCCUGAUAUCCCAAAGCAAGAUGUCCACGAACAUACAGCUUCGGAAUCUAGUGUCACUGGGUCCAGUAGCUCGAAGCCUAGUACCCCAGAGCAGUCUGAUGCCAAGCCAACUGAGCUAGUUACAGUCAAGACAGUCGAGCCAGUCAAGGCGGCCAAUCCAGACAAGCCAGAGGAGGAAGAGAAGCCGGUAUACCUCCCACGUGCGGACCGAAUGAAUCAAACUCCAACCAAGGGAAAUGCACAGGGCCUUUUUCUUCCUGAUUGUUGUGUUUUUGUGGGAAACCUCUCUAUCAAGGUUUCUCUUGAAAAGUUGGAAGAAGAUCUUACAGACAUGAUCUCUACAUUUGGCCGGUGUCAUGUUAAGAUCAAACUAUCACAGGGGUUGAAGAAACUACCUGUUGCAUUUGUACAGUUUGAAGACAUCAAAGCAGCAAAUUCUGCAUUGAAACAAAAUGGAAAUCUGAUGCUUCAUAAUCGGAUGUUGAGAUUAGAAUCAUCUAGGGCUAGACGAACUGCCCACUUCGGUUAUCUCACUGACGAGCCCAUCGAUAAAUCAAUAAUCGUCGAUGCCUUGACGGGACUUGGUAGUCUCGAGGGCAUAAUUAUUGAAAACUACGUUAACCCACAAGGGGAGGAUACUACCUUUGGCGUUGUCACUUUCGCAUACCCUGACGAUUACGCAGAUGCCCUUCAGCAUUUUCAAAACCACCCCGAGUAUUAUAUGACCAGACCCACCAUGGACCCCAACGACAAUCAGCUUCCUCAGGAUUACCCUGCUCCAGGACACAGGCAUUCUAACCAGCCUCCCCCAACCCGUGGCAAUCAGCAGCGGUACAACAGUAGCCGCAGAUCGUUUCACCGUCCAUGGAACAGUGGCGGCAGCAACAAUAGAGGCGGAUUUCGAAAUGCUCCUGGUGCUGCCCCCAGACACCAAAACACACCCUUUGCAAAUCAUAAUCACAGUCAAAGCUUCAAUGGCCAAGGACAUUCAUCUCACGGUUCUUUCUCUCAGAACUACCCAGGUGGCAACGGUUUCCUUCAGAACAACUUCAACCAGGGUUAUCCCAACCCCAACUAUCAAAACUUCCCUGGCAACAACUUCCCCCUGAACUAUCAGGGCAACAACUUCCCGCCGAACUACCCCAAUCAAAACUUCGUAGCUCCGGGUGCCUUCCCCAAUUCCCCUGUCAUGUUUAACCAAGUUCCCAUUCAUGAAGGCCCUCCACCCCCGCCAUACCAUGCUGAUUACACUGCUAUGCCAGCCUCGGGAUUUCCUGUGUUCUUGAGCAAUCAACCAUACCAGCCUUCCAAUUGUCAUCCUCCAAUUGUCACUCAGCCUCAGCCACAGCCUGUUGCAGGUCCUGUUCCCGGCCGCCGGCGAUUGCCUCCUCGUCGGGACUGUCCCUUAAUUGUCUCCAGUCAGCCCCAGUUUGACACCGAACAUCACCGGCAACUCUACUACGAGCCCUACCCGGCUGACGACACCUUCGUGGGCAUGCAGCCAAGUUGGGUCGGCCACCCAGGAGGUACUUGUUUCGUGCAGCCUGAUUACAACCAGCCUUACCCGUCCAACGCAUAUCCUCGUAGUCGCCAUUCUAGCAUGGGAAGUCAGCAGAACAACAAUUCGCCGCCAAGAGUCAACGAAUCCGAAUCGGUAUUGACACAAACUAAAGUCCAGACCCCUGAGACUGACAGAGGUCGCCAACUAGUUCGGCCGCGCCACCCCAACACCGACGGAAGCUCCGACAUGGCUCCAGUGUCUGCUCCUGCUAAGACCCAGAGUGAGCCCGUCUCUAUGCAAGCUCUGGAUGGUUCACAGGAAAGACUUAGCACAGCAAAUGUGAGCAAGUCUACUGAAACUAAGAUUGAGCCCGCCGCGCUUGUGAAAGAGCCUCUUGAGUCUCAGAACAAACCCACUGAACCUGAGAAUGAGCCUAACCCGCCGCAAACCGAAUCCAGCUGUGCUCCAACUCCUGAUCAAAAGAAAGAAGAGUUGAUGGAUGAGACCAAGCCACCAUUGAGAAUUGACACCAAGAAUGAAGAAAGCGCUGGGUCUUCCUCUGAGGCUGGCCGCAAGACACCAGACACCGAUGAGUCUCGGGAAGGCGCUAAACUUCAGACUCCAGCUCAAGCCGACUCACUAAAAUCAGCCGAUACAAAGUCUCCUGGUACCACCGAAACUCUUAAGCCAGUCGAAAAGAGCACUCCAAGCAAAGGCAAGUCCCCGGAAAUGGCCACAGCCACGCCAACCAAGAGUGGUUGCAGAAGACUUGAGCCCGCAGUGCCAGACAACAAACACCUACUGGCCCGCCAUGCUUUCCAGCAUCGCAAACCCCUCAAGAAAAAGUACCAGCCUAAGACCGACACCGGCAAAACAAUUGAGCAGUACACCCGUGAGAUAAAUGCGCAGCGUGCCUCGAUUGAUCCUGACUCGCGCGUCCCUGAGCAUAUCCUGCAAGAAGUCAUCCAAGAGCUCGAGAAUGAGCGCAGAGAUGCUACACGGAAGAGCCUAGGUCUCGGUCCCACUGAUAAUAGCAGUGUCGGCAGUGGUACUUCUUUGAAGAAGUAG
Messenger RNA from Penicillium robsamsonii, 2634 nucleotides. RefSeq lists its product as uncharacterized. Bases 1 to 2634 code for a protein of 877 amino acids. The transcript has 5 exons. Gene Ontology annotation, molecular function: RNA binding. The record is from RefSeq and is a predicted model, not a curated record. NCBI's taxonomy places the organism in Eukaryota, Fungi, Ascomycota, Eurotiomycetes, Eurotiales, Aspergillaceae.